Molecule: messenger RNA, 1716 nt
Organism: Penicillium odoratum
Lineage: Eukaryota; Fungi; Ascomycota; Eurotiomycetes; Eurotiales; Aspergillaceae
Exons: 9
Coding region: 1-1716 (571 amino acids)
Source: RefSeq, a predicted model, not a curated record
AUGGCCCUGCGCACGUAUGUUGUAGACGCCGAGGAUGCGGCAGCCGGCUUCGCUACCUUUCGUGCCCCUUUUCCUGAAUGUACAGCUGAGGUGACCGGUUUAAUAUCUGAUCUAUAUGCUAUCAGUUCCUCAUUGACUAGCCUGGAGGCAUUUUCGCAAGAUGUCCAGUACCGGCGCAAUUGGUCUCAUGUGCGGCCUGAUUUGGACUUGGUGCUAAAAAGCAUGAAUUAUACUAUCAAGGACAUCUUCGAUUAUUUUUACCGCCUUGACGAUGGCGGGAACACGCCUGAGAACUACAAGAUCGUAUGGCUGGCGAUGGGUAGAUUCUUCUGGGAUGAGUCGCAGUAUACGCUUUCAACCCGCCUAGCAAGAUACAAGAUUUUCCUCAGAGAACUGGGCGAUGUGGCGAAGGAUCGACCCCAUGAUGCGAGCCUCCUUGCAAGUGUUCGCGCCAGCUUGACCUCUCUCCUCAAAUUGCAGAACCGUCGCUUCAGUCCUGGUCGCGCAACAUUCCAGCCUGAACCGGAGAUUCCUCGAAUCCCUAGUCCCGUUUCUCGUCCCAUCUCUCGUCACGCAUCUCGUCCCAUCUCGCGUCCUCCAUCUCGAGGCAAUAUCGUGGAACCUCAGAGCCCGAUUAGCCCGAUCAGCGACCGCGAUCAACGCAGACGCCGGUCAUUUGAGCGGUCUCGACCAUUGAAUCUAUCCCCUCAGUCUCCUUUGUCGCCUUCUUCUGGCACUGGUACUUUCUCGGAUAGUAUUCCUCCUUCCGUCCCUGAGGCCCCACACUCGCCAUUGACAGGAUCAGCAUCUGCCACUACAACGAAUAGCCACUCUACUCAACACGAUACCUUAAAGUACCAUUGGGUCAGAGAUAUUUUCAGCAGUUAUGAUACGGAGACUGCGCUUCGAAACGCACCGGAAAAGGCGGGAUGUUUCGCCAAACCUCACAAGGGGGUCAAGGAGGUUCUCAAAGAGGGCGGAUUUGAGCGGGUCGCCCAGAUGAUCAAUCCCGAAGUUUAUAUCCCUGAUUGUCAUUUUCCAAGGGUCUUUCAUGACGAGUCGGGGAUGACCAUCUACUUCUAUUUGCGGGAUCAAGACCACCGCGCUCGAAUGGUGUGCAAGAUACCCCACCGUUCUCGACCCAGCGAGUACUUCUGUAUGCCCCUGAACAUGCUGGAGGUUGUUCGAGCAGGCUCUACGCUUCAGCUGUGCCGGAGAAGAAAUGCAGGCAAGGAAUUGGUCUUGUGGGCUCGUCUGAAGUUCACGACAAUGGAAUGUAUGGUUGUAUUUUUCUGUUCAUUUUUGGCUCUUCGCGCUCAAGAUGCUGGUCAUCCGAUCGACGACAUUCGGGAUCACGAAUUGGAUGACGAAGAGGAGCUUUUUGGCGGCCAAAUCGUUGAUGAUAGCUAUCUUCAUGCUCUACGUGUUUAUCAAGAUAAGACCUCUGGGGCUGUUCGACUACAGGCGUCUGUUCACAAGGGGACUAUGGAUCGUACUCCUGUCUGGACUGCAUUCCUCAACCGACGGGGCUGGUUGAAGGUCGUGGACACGCGAACUGUGUUAGUGCGUGAUCUAAAACUUACCAUCCUUAUGUCGACAGACGACUAUAAUCCGCCUACGACGACCCGUGGAGAACAUAUCUUGAAGUUUUCUUCUCGUAGUGAUGCUGAAGACUUCGUGGACAUAAUGGAUGAUAUAGCGGCGAAUAUUCGUUAG